Molecule: messenger RNA, 1038 nt
Organism: Schistocerca cancellata (South American locust)
Lineage: Eukaryota; Metazoa; Arthropoda; Insecta; Orthoptera; Acrididae
Exons: 5
Coding region: 1-1038 (345 amino acids)
Biological process (GO): sensory perception of smell; detection of chemical stimulus involved in sensory perception of smell
Cellular component (GO): plasma membrane
Molecular function (GO): odorant binding; olfactory receptor activity
Source: RefSeq, a predicted model, not a curated record
AUGGAGCGUUGCAGCGUCGACCGAGACGCCCUGCUGGGUCCCGGAGCGACAAUGCGCCGCCUGAUGGGUCUGUGGCCGCUGCGGGGCUCCGGCGCAGCGCGACUUUGCUCUGCCCUGCUGGGCGGUUUCUCGCUGCUCUUCAUCGCCUGCCCCGUGCUCUCUGCCGGCCUCAAGCUCUACAUGGACCCGCCACGAAAAAUUGAGGAGACGGCACUUUCAUGUUUCGUGGCUUUCAUUUGCAGCGUAAUGUGGAUCAAGGCGGCGGCGGUGCCUGCUUUGAUGGGCUGGGUGUCGUCGCCGCUGCUGUCGCACGGGGUCCACGGGGGCGAUAAUCCAUCGCCAGACAGCAAACGACAGCUGCCCGUCUCCCUCUGGCUGCCGAUGGAAGUCCAUAUAUCGCCCACCUACGAGAUACUGUAUGUGGCCCAGUCCAUCGGUCUAACCAUAGCGGCAGAAUCUACAGUCUGCAUCGACAUUUUCUUUUUUCAUAUGAUGCUGGUGAUAGGAGCAGAGCUCAAAGUUUUAAACGAGAACAUUUCUGCUGUGCAUAAACUUCGUAAGGAGACAGGAAAGUCAAAACAUCGAGACUGUAUUUAUGAAUAUCAGGUAACGAGUGAAACUACGAUGCUGUCUUGCGGUGACUCUUGUACAGCAGACCUCCUAGAUCAACGCUUGCAGCUGCAGCUGGUGGAUAACAUUCAGCACCAUCAGACACUCCUCAGGUCCAUCUCCCUCUUGCAGACAGCAAUGAGUGUGUCAGUCUUUGUCCUUCUGUUCAUCAACAUGGCCAACCUGUGUGCAAAUAUCUUUGUUACUGCUGUGAGCGAGAAGCUGAUGCAGUCUGCUUUUAGCUGUGGCUGGACAGAGUGCGACGUCCGCUUCAGACGUAGCGUGCUCAUCUUCAUGACAGCGACAGUGCGACCGAUCGAGAUCACAGUGGGCAAGAUGACCAAACUGUCUAAGCAGACGCUGCUUCAGGUGCUUAAUGGAACGUAUGCCCUGCUGAACUUGUUGUAUCACUUCCAUAGCAGUGUAUGA